AUGUGCAGUCUCGAGAAACGUGAAAAUCUAUGGAUCCUAACCAUCACCGGCGACGAUCAAAACCGCCUCAAUCCAACGCUAAUCGACUCCCUUCUCUCAACCAUAACAAAUCUCGCCACUCAAUCAUCUCCCGGUUCCGUCCUCAUCACCACCGCCAAAGGCAAAUUCUUCUCCAACGGCUUCGACUUGCUAUACGCUCGCGCCGCCGGCUCCAAAACCGCCGCGGCCGUUCGUCUUCAAUCAAUGGUGGAUUCUUUUAUAUGUUGUGAUGUAUGUCACGGAUCCGCAGAUGCAAGCUCGUUGAGAAUUGCUGUGUUAAAUGAUACUGAAUGUCGAGUUGCAUUUGAUUUGAAGAUUAGGGAAUGGUUGAUGCUGCUUUCUUUUGAUCUGAAUCUUGCGGGUCUCAAAGGAUUUCAGGAUGUCGUGGAUUCGGAGAUGGUGCAAAGUGUUGUCGGUUUAGCGUGA
Messenger RNA from Vicia villosa (hairy vetch), 465 nucleotides. Its product is annotated as enoyl-CoA delta isomerase 2, peroxisomal-like. The record is from RefSeq and is a predicted model, not a curated record. The coding region runs from base 1 to 465 and encodes 154 amino acids. The transcript has 2 exons. Lineage: Eukaryota; Viridiplantae; Streptophyta; Magnoliopsida; Fabales; Fabaceae.